Molecule: messenger RNA, 3193 nt
Organism: Lagopus muta (rock ptarmigan)
Lineage: Eukaryota; Metazoa; Chordata; Aves; Galliformes; Phasianidae
Gene: UBE3A
Product: ubiquitin protein ligase E3A
Exons: 14
Coding region: 519-3161 (880 amino acids)
Biological process (GO): ubiquitin-dependent protein catabolic process; protein polyubiquitination
Molecular function (GO): ubiquitin protein ligase activity
Source: RefSeq, a predicted model, not a curated record
UGCGCGCCGCCCCGCCAGGCCGCUCGCCUCUCCCUUCCCCUCCCGCCAGGCCGCGGGCCCCUCUUCUCCGCCCCGACGGCUCCUCCGGCAGCGGCGGCGGCACCUCCUCCUUCUCGCCUGCGGCCCGGCCCCGAGCGCGGCGCGGCCCCCGCAUGAGCCCAGGCGGCGGCGGCAGCGAGCGGGAGCAGCAGGCCGCGGCGCGCAGGUACAGGAACUGUAGAAGUCCAUUUUAGAAUUGGGAAGUAGAAGUUUCUGCAGCUCUGGAAAGAUAUGCCGUGGAAGUAAUCAGCUGGGGUGGUCCCAUAGCGCUCUGAGCCCGAGUAUUGCUGAGUGAUCAUUGGCUGCCACCUAAGUGACAAAGUAAAGGACCAAGUCUUCAAUUUAAACCAGUGGAGCCAGAUCACAGGAAAGAAUUGACAGAGUUGUUAAGCUCAUGCUUAGCCCAACGUGACACAGGACUGGUGUGACAACUGUUUUUAAUCAGUGACUCAAAAUUGUGAUCACCCUGAUGUCACCGAAUGGCCACAGCUUGUAAAAGAUCACCAGGAGAACCUCACUCUGAAAACAUUGAAACUAGCCGAAUGAAGCGAGCAGCUGCAAAGCAUCUAAUAGAGCGCUACUACCACCAGUUAACUGAGGGCUGUGGAAAUGAAGCCUGCACGAAUGAAUUUUGUGCUUCCUGUCCAACUUUUCUCCGUAUGGAUAACAAUGCAGCAGCCAUUAAGGCCCUCGAGCUUUAUAAGAUUAAUGCAAAACUCUGUGAUCCUCAUCCCUCCAAGAAAGGAACGAGCUCAGCUUACCUAGAAAACAACUCCAAGGGUGCCCAUAACAAUUCCUGCACUGACAGAAAAAUGAACAAGAAGGAAAUGCAAGGCCCAAGAGAUGACUUCAAAGAUGUGACUUUUCUAACGGAAGACAAGAUAUAUGAAAUUCUUGAACUAUGUCGAGAGAAAGAGGAUUAUUCCCCUUUAAUCCGAGUGAUUGGGAGAGUAUUUUCCAGUGCUGAGGCACUGGUACAGAGUUUCAGAAAAGCCAAACAUCACACCAAGGAGGAGCUCAAGUCUCUUCAAGGGAAGGAUGAAGACAAAGAUGAAGAUGAAAAGGAAAAAGCUGCCUGUUCGGCUGCUGCUAUGGAAGAAGAUUCAGGCGCGUCAUCAUCUUCAUCAUCAAGAAUAGGUGAUAAUACACAAGGAGAUAAUAACCUCCAAAAAUUAGGCCCUGAUGAAGUGUCUGUAGAUAUUGAAGCAGUCAGGCGGGUCUACGAUAGGUUACUUUCUAAUGAAAAAAUAGAAACUGCCUUUUUAAAUGCACUUGUGUACUUGUCACCUAAUGUGGAAUGUGACUUGACUUACCACAAUGUAUACUCUCGGGAUCCUAACUAUCUGAAUUUGUUUAUUAUCGUUAUGGAGAAUGGCAAUCUUCAUAGCCCAGAAUAUCUGGAAAUGGCGCUGCCAUUGUUUUGCAAAGCAAUGAGCAAGCUGCCCCUUGCAGCUCAAGCAAAACUGGUCAGAUUGUGGUCUAAGUAUAGAGCAGACCAAAUUCGGAGAAUGAUGGAGACGUUUCAGCAGCUUAUUACUUACAAAGUCAUAAGCAACGAGUUCAACAGUCGUAACUUAGUGAACGAUGACGAUGCUGUUGUUGCUGCUUCCAAGUGCUUGAAAAUGGUUUACUAUGCAAAUGUAGUAGGAGGGGAUGUGGAUACGGAUCAUAAUGAAGAGGAAGAUGAAGAACCCAUCCCGGAAUCAAGUGAACUAACUCUUCAAGAGCUGUUGGGUGAGGAAAGAAGAAAUAAAAAAGGUCCUCGAGUGGACCCACUGGAAACUGAACUUGGUGUUAAAACUAUAGAUUGCAGAAAACCACUUAUCCCCUUUGAAGAAUUUAUUAAUGAACCACUGAAUGAUGUUCUAGAAAUGGACAAAGACUACACUUUCUUCAAAGUAGAAACGGAAAAUAAAUUCUCUUUUAUGACUUGUCCCUUCAUAUUGAAUGCUGUUACUAAGAACCUGGGACUGUAUUAUGACAAUAGGAUCCGGAUGUACAGUGAACGGCGCAUAACUGUGCUCUACAGCUUAGUUCAAGGACAGCAGCUCAACCCAUAUUUACGACUUAAAGUGAGACGUGAUCACAUCAUAGAUGAUGCACUCGUGCGGCUAGAGAUGAUUGCCAUGGAAAAUCCUGCAGACUUGAAGAAGCAAUUGUAUGUUGAAUUUGAAGGAGAGCAAGGGGUAGAUGAAGGAGGUGUUUCCAAAGAAUUUUUUCAACUGGUUGUGGAAGAAAUCUUCAAUCCAGAUAUUGGCAUGUUCACAUAUGAUGAAUCUACAAAACUGUUUUGGUUUAAUCCGUCCUCCUUUGAAACUGAGGGUCAGUUUACACUGAUUGGCAUAGUGCUGGGGCUCGCCAUUUACAAUAACUGUAUACUGGAUGUACAUUUUCCCAUGGUUGUCUACAGGAAGCUAAUGGGCAAAAAAGGAACUUUCCGUGAUCUGGCAGACUCUCAUCCUGUUCUUUACCAGAGUUUGAGAGAUUUGCUAGAGUAUGAAGGAAGUGUGGAAGAUGAUAUGAUGAUAACUUUUCAAAUAUCUCACACGGAUCUCUUUGGCAAUCCAAUGAUGCAUGAUUUAAAGGAAAACGGUGAUAAAAUUCCUAUUACAAAUGAAAAUAGAAAGGAAUUUGUCAAUCUGUAUGCUGACUAUAUACUCAAUAAAUCCGUAGAAAAGCAGUUCAAGGCCUUUCGGAGAGGAUUCCACAUGGUGACCAAUGAAUCUCCUUUGAAAUAUUUAUUUAGACCAGAGGAAAUUGAAUUACUUAUUUGUGGAAGUAGGAAUUUAGAUUUUCAAGCACUAGAAGAAACUACAGAAUAUGAUGGUGGCUAUACAAGAGACUCUCUUAUUAUUAGGGAAUUCUGGGAGAUAGUCCAUUCAUUUACGGAUGAACAGAAAAGACUAUUCUUGCAGUUUACAACAGGCACAGACAGAGCCCCUGUGGGAGGACUUGGAAAGUUAAAGAUGAUCAUAGCCAAAAAUGGCCCAGAUACGGAGAGGUUACCUACAUCUCACACAUGCUUUAAUGUACUUUUGCUUCCGGAGUACUCAAGCAAAGACAAGCUUAAAGAAAGAUUAUUGAAGGCCAUCACAUACGCCAAGGGAUUUGGCAUGCUGUAAUAAAUGUAACAAAAGGGAUGAAAAAAAAAAAG